AUGGCCUACCAAGGCAUAGGAGGAGGCAACGGCCUCAGAUCUCCUCGCGAAGAGUCGUCGUUCCUUUCCCUGAAUCGCGCCGCUCAGAACCAGAACGGCGACGGCCGCGCGACCCUGCAGCGACGCUUCACGACCAACAACAUUCCCACCAUGAGUACACCACUGUCGCCAAUCGGGCAACAACGCAGACAGGCGGCAGAGCCGACCGAAUUUACUACAGCGACGUACCACAAGCUGCAAGUUCUUGAGAGGAAACGGAUCGAACACGAAUAUCUCAAAGAGGCGAAACGGCGCUUCGACGCUGAGAUGGAGCUCCUCAACCUGCAAGCCCAGCACGGCGAGACUGACAUCAACCGAUUCUCAAACGAUCACUACGGCGGACCUGCUCAUAGCCAGCCCACUACACCGCCUGAGUACAGCGAGGUCAACGGCUUCCCGUCUGCACUAUCGCGUCCGAACCGUUUCAGCAUGUCCAGCAUCAAUCCGGCCAUCACUACACGCAGCAGCCGCGCCAACUCCCAAGUCACUUCCCCUCCUGCCAACUUCCAGGGCAAUGGUAAUCUGCCUUCGCACUCGAUGCCGGGAUCUCGUCGUAACUCUGAGGAAGAGCACGAUGACUUUGAGAACGACGACUUCACCCCUCUAAGUCCAGCUGCCCGCAAGAACAACCGCAUGUCGAUGCCCGUUACUAGAAUGGACUAUGGUAACCGCGGCGGUCUCCCAGAUGUGACCUCUCUUCUAGGUCACAUCGACACUGCGGGUUUCUUGUUUGGUGAUGACGCUGCUGCCUCUCAAGACCACAAGGCGUUCCUUCAGAUGGGCAACACAAAGGACGAUUUUCCCGUCCUGGUCCGCCGCGAUGGUACUGGCAAUGGUACGAAACUCUCUGCGUCUUCCGCUGCACUUGAUUUGGCCCUCUCACAAUCCCCUGGCCCAGAUGCUCAGUCUACUGGUUGGAACGGCUACCGUCACCGUCAGGCUCAACAGUCCCUUCCUGCUAACACAUUCCGUAAAGCUUCCCAGAUGGACGAAUAUGAGUCCGGCCGUCCCAACGGCAAUGCCGAGAACACGCCUAAGAACAACCGUCGCUCGGUUGAGUUCAACUUCAGCCCCAAGAACAACGAGUCUAAGCGCUCUAGUUACACUGGUCCAACCAACGGUAUGCCGAAGUUGACCCAGUCUUACUCAACCAACGAUGUUCCGACCCUCAAGAACGGAGUCAACGGUGCCAACAGUAUUGGUUUCACGCACUCACAGCAAUUCCACAACCACAACGCUAGUCUGGGUCGUAUCCCGUCAAAUGUCCUGUCCAACCGUAGCAGCCGAGAUCUCUCACUUGGCAACCGCGAGCCUGAGUAUCGUUCUCCACAGUCAGGCCUGCACGCGAGUGCUGCUCCCUUCGGUCCAGCAAUCACUUCAGGUGCUACCAACGGCAACAGUGGGCUUCCGUCAACUGUCGGUUCACCAACCAUGUCGCAGUACUCUAGUGUUCAAGCUGCCAACCCAGGAUACUAUGGAUAUGGUAUGAACAUGCUCAACAGUGCUAUGAACGGUCUCAAUCUUGGAGCUGGAGCUGGCCCCGGACCUCAGUACGGUGGACCUCCUGCUUAUGGCCCUAACGGCAUGUACGGUGGUGGACAGCCACAGUACAACCCAUACGCCACUUACGGACCAGGUGGUCGUGUGCAGGACAGUCAGGCUCGCGUCAUCCAGAGCCGUCGUCUGCAGAACGAUGCAAACAAGUACAUGAACUACGAUCUGAAGACCAUGCCCCGCCACGAGAUCUACAGUCUGUGCAAGGACCAGCACGGUUGUCGGUUCUUGCAGAAGAAGCUUGAGGAGCGCAAUGCGGAGAACAUUCAGAUCAUCUUUGACGAGACUGCCCCUCACGUUGUUGAACUCAUGACUGACCCGUUCGGUAACUACCUUUGCCAGAAGUUGCUGGAGUACUGCAACGAUGAGCAGCGCAACACUCUUGUUCGCAACGCUUCUCCUGCCAUGGUUCAAAUUGCAUUCAACCAGCACGGCACUCGCGCCUUGCAGAAGAUGAUCGAGUUCAUCUCCACCGACGAGCAGACCCAGAUGAUCAUCCGAGCAUUGUCAGGACAAGUUGUGGACCUCAUCCAGGAUCUGAACGGCAACCACGUCAUCCAAAAAUGUUUGAACCACCUCAAGUCUGUGGAGGCUCAGUUCAUCUUUGAUGCUGUAGGCGAGAACUGCAUCACCGUCGGCACCCAUCGCCAUGGUUGCUGUGUUCUUCAGCGCUGCAUUGACCACGCUGUUGGCUUCCAGAAGGUCGACCUCAUUCGCAAGAUUACGGCUCAUAGUUUCCAUCUUGUACAGGAUCCUUUCGGCAACUACGUGGUUCAGUACAUCCUGGAUCUCAACGAUGCUGCCUUCACAACACCCAUGUGUCAAGGCUUCCAGGGCAAGAUUUGCGAAUUGUCCAAGCAGAAGUUCAGUUCCAACGUUAUCGAGAAGUGCAUCCGCUGCGCUGAGCCACACGUCAAGGGUAUGAUGAUCGAGGAGUUGCUUGAUGUCGAGCAGCUUGAGCAGCUCAUGCGCGACUCAUACGGCAAUUAUGUUAUUCAGACUGCACUCGAGUUUGCCCCUGCUGAGCUUUGCGUGCACCUCAUUGAGGCUAUGCGUCCAAUUCUGCCUUCGAUCCGCCAGACUCCUUAUGGUCGUCGCAUCAUGAGCAAGGUUGGAGAGCGCGAGACUCGUCUGGCUGCGUACACGGGUGGGCGUACCUCUUCCGGUCAAGCCUCUCCCGGUGCUGCUCAGGGCUCUGAGCAAGGUGCAGUAUUCAGUCAGGCCCUGCCACAGUAUCAGCAAAACAGCGUCGCAGCUAGCUACCAAGGCGCCAGCGGUUCCUCUAGCUUCCAGACACCAAUGUACACGGCCAACGCAAACUACGGCCCAAGCAUCAUUUCACCCCAGCCUCAUCGUCAGCCUCACCGCCUGAGCAACCCCCACCACAUGCACAACCCUAUGCAGGACAACCGCCAGAAUUACCAGGGUUACCAGAACCAGCAUCAGUACGGUGUGGCUCAGACCAACGGCGGUAACGGCAGUUGGUUUUAG
This is a messenger RNA of Alternaria burnsii, 3084 nucleotides long. Its product is annotated as arm repeat-containing protein. Gene Ontology annotation, biological process: post-transcriptional regulation of gene expression. The record is from RefSeq and is a predicted model, not a curated record. Gene Ontology annotation, molecular function: mRNA binding. The coding region runs from base 1 to 3084 and encodes 1027 amino acids. Gene Ontology annotation, cellular component: cytoplasm. The transcript has 5 exons. Lineage: Eukaryota; Fungi; Ascomycota; Dothideomycetes; Pleosporales; Pleosporaceae.